AAACCGCCAACCUGUGAUUUCCGCCGCGGUCGGAGCCCUCGUUGAAGAAGAAACAACAAUGUAGUGUUUGCCUUGAACUUCAAACGUGCGCAAGGCAUCAGCUUGAGACUAUGCUGGCAUGCGAGCCGGAGGCAGCGCUUACACGGACAAUACACGAAUACCUGCGCAGUCGCCACUUCCCUCGAGCAGCUGCUUCUCUCGCAGAUGAAGCUCGUCUUGUGGACUCUGAGGAGUCAGACGCGAGUUUGCUUUUGGGCUUUUUACUUGAAUGGUGGAAGUCCUUCUGGGUCGAGUUCGGUGAGCGCGGCACCAGGUUCAGCAAUGUAAGGAGCCGCAGCGUUGGAAACCCAACGACGGCUGCAGGCGCGGGGUUUCUCAUGCCAGGGCCGGGCGAGGCUCCAGCCCAGCUACGGCAACCCUGUAACGGCACGUAUGGGUCAGGUCGAGAUGCUGCGGGCUGUGCGGGAGGGCCGGCGAGUGGGGUGAACUUGGCGAACGGACCAGCCUUUGCGGCGGAUGCCAGCCGGGCAUAUCCUCAUGCCAACGGCGGCCUGCACUCACAGCCGCACCAGCACCAGCAGCAACCGUACGGCAGCCCCCCGCCGCCUCACCACCGACACGGCGGCACCGGCAGUAGCGGGCAGCCGCCGCUGCCGCCAACAGCAGCGAUUGGCGGCGGUUGCGUUGACCCGCUUCUGGCUGGUGUAGCUGGGGGUACGGCAGUCGCGUGUACGACAGGCAGGCAGCACCGCAGCAGCAGCGGGCCCUUCAGCGAGUCGGGUGGCGCGAGUGCGGGCAGCGGAGGCGGUGGAGAUGCGGGCGGCGGAGGCAGAGGUGGAAGCGGAAGCGGCGGGGCCUUCCGACUGCCUGCAUUUCCGCCGGAGCAGCACACUACUGUGAGCGGCGGGGUCAACGGCUACCACCGCGCGUCGGCACCGCCGCAGCAGCAGCAUUUGCCGUCGCAGGAGCUCCAAGAGGACAGAGCGCGACAGUGGGAACUGCAGUGGCAGCAGCGGCAGCGGCUGCGGCAGCAGCAACAGCAACAGCAGCAGUGCGGGUACCGCCGCAUUGCCGAUGAAGGUGGCGGCCCCGACGGGGUCGGCGAGGGAGGUGAAGGGGGCGGCGUGUGGCAGCAGGGGGCCGCGGCGGGCGCUGCUGGCAAUGAGACUGCGGCUGAGGAUGCGCAGCAUCAGCGCCUGGCGUGUGUCCAGCAGCAACAGCUGCGCCCGCAGCCACCACCCCAUUCUCUAUUAGAGCAGCCGCAGCCGCAGCACCCGCACCAGGCGCUCGACUGCAACAGCCGGCACUGGCUGCAGCAGGGGCAGCAGCACGCAGCUGCCGCCGAUGGCUAUGCUGCUGACACGGCGGGCCCGCGACAUGAGCACCAGCAGCUGCGGCAGCCGCAGACGCGGCAGCAAGAGCAGCAGCUGCCCGGCUCCGGCGGCGUGCUCUCCCCACGUCGGUCUGCAGCGCUGCCCGCUGCGGAGCAUGCCUCAAGUCAUUUCGCUGCUGGUGGCGGCUGUAGCAGCUACAGCCGCGGCAGUGGUGACGGGGGCCCCGCGGGUGAACGCGGUGGCUUUGGCGGCUUUGGCGGCUUUGGCGGCGGCGGUGGCGGUCGUGGCGGCGGUGGCGGUGGUGGUGGUAGGGACCCGGGGCAGACCACAAUACCCGCGAUGGCCCGAGUGUCCAGCGGCGUUCUCAGCACCGCCGGCGGAGGCCCGGAGGGUGAAUCUGGCGUGCCCACCGCCGGUGCCCGCUCUGCAUCCGCCGCGCUGCGGCAGUGGCCGGAGCAGCAGCACCAACAGCAGCAGCGCCAGUCGUUUUCGGUGGAGCAGGGCGGCAACUGGGGCCAGCCGCAGCACCAGCAGCGCCAGCAGCAGCUGCCACAACAGUCCCCACAGUUGCAGCCGCACCACCAGCAGCGGCAGCAGCACGCAGCCCCGCCCCACCACCCGCCUCAGCUGCAGCAGCCGGGUGGCGAGGGCGCACGCAGCAGCUACCCGGCACCCCACCAGCAGGCCCAGCAGCCGCAGCACCAGCAGCCGCAGCACCAGCACCAGCAGCAGCGCCCGCAGCAGCAGCCGCAGCAGGCGCCGCACGGCUUGGCAGCCACGCGUGUCCGGCUGAGUGACGAUGGCGGCAUGCUUGCAGAAAUUGAAGCUCAUUAUUCCUACCAUCACACACAGCACCAGCAGCAACAGCUGCAGCCUCACGAAUACCAAGGCCACCAAGAUCGCCAUCAUAACAACCACAACCACAACAACAACUACAAGCACAACCAGCACGGCGGCCAGGAGCAGCAUCAGUGGCGGCAUAUGCACGCCGACGCCCCGCCGCCGCCACGUGUGUCGGGAGGCGGCGGCGCGCCUCUGCUGUCCGUGCACCCCGGCGCCGGCGCCGCGGCUGCAGUCGCGGUUGCAGGUGCGGGCGGGGUUGAUGUGACAGCCGCCGCCGGCGACGCUGGCUGUGGACUCGGUCACGGAGCCCUUCACGACAGCAGCACUGGCAGCGGCGUCCCUGGCUACGGCGGAGGCGGAGGCGGUGGAGGCGGUGGAGGAGGUGUGCCCUUGGGUGCCCGGUGGUCGGGGUCCCCGCCUCAGAUGCCAAUGGAUGCCGGAGACGCUGGCAGCGGCGGCCCCAGCGGGCACCUGCUGCAGCCUGGCAUCCUGCCUGGAUCGGCAGUAGCAGCAGCAGGUCCUCACGGCGAGUCGGCGGAGGCGGAGGCAGAGCCAGGCCGCGGCGGCGGCCGCCGCGGCGGCCGUGGCGGGCGCGGUGCUCGUGGCGGCGGCGGCGGCGGAGGCCGGGGGCGUGGCGGCGGUCGGGCAGGCACCGCCGCCGCCGCCGCCGCCGCUGUCUUUGGUGAUCUCGCUGAUCACGCCGCCGCUGACCGCACAAUUGUUGGCCGCGGCAGCCGCGGCGGCCGUGGCGGGCGCGUUGGUGCGGGUUCCAGCCAUCGCGGUGGCCGCGGCGGGUGCGGCGGCCGAGGUCGCAGCCCCGUGUCACAGACCGCUGACGAUGCGCUAGCAGCGGUGGCAGCGGUGGCUGGCCCUGACAACGGUGGCGGUGCAGCAGGAGGAAGCCUGAUGGCGCCUCCGGAGGCGGCGGCGAUGGCUGCGGCGGCCGCGUCGCGCAUUAAGGCCGCCGAGCCCAGGGCGCGCGUGGGACAGCCGGCGAGCGGCGGAGACCUCCUAACGUUAAUGCGCUGCAGCCAGAAGCAAAUACGAGUCCGCCGCCAGUCCAAGAGCUGUCCGGUGGAGAAGCCGGAGGGCGCGCAGUUACUGACCACCACCGCAACCGCCACAGCCGCCGGCCAUUACGAUGGCAAUGCCAGUGCCGAUUACGGCAUUGUUGGAGCCAUGGCUGGUGUCGGCCGCAGCAGUGAUGCGGAGGAGUGGGCAAGUGGCGGCGGGCGCCGGGCGGAGGGCGGCACGCCAGGCGCGGAGCGGCUCAUCUCGCCCUCCGCCCUCGGCACCCUGCAAGCGCCACGUUCCGCCCACGCGGGCCCUGGCGCUGAGGGGCCGCCGGCCGUGCUGCCCCACGCGCACUUCCAGCAGCCGCACCAGCAGCCGUUGCCACAACAGCAGCAACAGCCAUGCCAUCACAAUCAGUACCCGCAGCAGCACCAGAGACUGCAACAGCAGCAACCGCACCACCACCAACACCAACGCCCAGAUCCGGAGCUGCAGUACCCAGGCCAGUGCUACCCGCAACCGCAGACGCGGCCACAGACGCGGCCACAGCCGCAGGCGCAGGCGCAGCCGCAGCCGCAGCCGCAGCCGCAGCCGCAGGCGCCAGCAGACGAGCUGCUGCUUUCGCUCCAGCGGCGGCGGCCGGCGCAGCCGCGGAUUCAGGUGCCGCCGGGCGGCCCCGAAUUCGAAGGCAACUGGGCAGGGGGUGCAGGGAGCGUGUCGCCCGGCGUGGGGCGCUCGGGCACCUGCGACGCCAACUUGCAGGGGCCGAUGCCAACGCAGCCGCAACGGAACGCCCAGCACGCGCAGCAUGGCGAGCAGCAUGCCGUUAACGUUGCAGGCAGCAGCGCAGCACGAGCCGGCCCUGUUGACGUCAUGCCUUUGAGCGCAGCAGGCUCAGCCGCAGCAGUGCAGGCUCAGCCGCAGCCGCAGGUGCCCAGUUGGCAGCAGCUGCUGUCGCCACAGCAGCAGCCACCUGCGCACCUGCAGCAGCACGCUCAACAGCAGCACGCUCAACAGCAGCAGGCACAGCAGCAACAGCACCAACAUGCGCUGCCGUACGGAAUGCAGCGGCGCUGCCUGACUCCCUACUGCAGCGGCGGCUCUGGCGGCUAUGGAGGUGGCAGCGGUGUUGGUCACCACGGCGGUGCAGGUGGCGACGGCGGUGGUGGCGGCGUGGGUCCGUCGGCGCCCGUUCAUAGCCCGGGCGAUGCGUGCGGAACCCACGGCGCACGUGCAGACGGCGGCGGCGGCGGCGGCGGCGGCGUUGGUGGCGCUCGGCAAGAGCCGGCCGGAGGCAGCAGUGGAGACGGCGUGUGUGGUGCUGCGGGCAGCGAUGCUGCCGGGACCUUUGCGAGCCGCAAGCGAGCUUCGGAGCUUGAUUAUUACCCGCCGCGGCCCCACCCAACCAUGCCGCCACCAUCGCAGCAGCACUGGGCGCAGCCCCAGCAGGCGCCGCCGCCGCAGCAGGCACAAUGUGCUACCUAUGUUGUGGACAGGCCGCAACAAGUGCCGUACAACGCGCCUCCAGCCAGCUGCCAACCGGCAACGAUGGCGAUGGCGCCGCAACCGUUGCAACCGCCGCAGCCGCCGCAGCUGCUGCAGCCGCCGCGCCAGCAGCCAGCAUACCAACGGUUGCUGCCGCAGGCGGCCGUUCACACAGCAAUGGAGUCAAACCUCCAGUCAGCGCAGAUUCCAACGCCCGCCUCCGGCACUGCCACAAGCCCAGCAGCCGAUCUUCCAGACACACCCGGCGCCGCCUGCUCCGUUGCAAGCGCCGCCGGCGCCAGUCCAUCGCAUGCGCCCGCCCGGGCGGCGGCAGCAACUACAACCGCAGGGGUUGCGCUGCUGGACCGGAUGGGUGGCGGUGCGGGACCCGGCGCGGGAGUGGGCGCGGGAAUAGGAGCAGGUGGAGCAGGCGGAGCAGGUGGCGGCGGUGGUGGUGGGGGAGGCGACGGCGGCGGCCAGGGCGUGCAGCACGGCAACCGCGGCCUGCUGCAUAAUCAGGACAGCUGGGGCGGCAGCAGUGGCGAAAUGCCGCUCGCCGUACCGACAGGUGGCCGGAGCGGCAGCUGGCACCCGCUACAGCCUCAGCAAGGCCAGCCGCAGCCACAGCUGCUACAGCCGUCGGCGACGCUGCUGCGGCAGCAGCCGCUGCACUCGCAGCCACUGCAGUAUCAGCAGACGCCGUACCAGCAGCCGUACCCGCAGCCUUACCAGACGCAGCAAGGGCAGCAGUACACGGUACCCGCCACGGCUAGGGGCGGUGGUGGCGGCGCCUGCACCGCGCCAACUCGCCCGGCGCUGAGCGGCAGUCACUCAGUCGUGGGCGGCGGCGGCGGCGGCGGCAGCGGAGCACGAAAGCGGGGCAGCGCUGACGGCGACGGCGGCACUUCAUGCGGCCGCCCAGACGAGAGCCCGCAACCUUACUCCACGCCGCAGCUUCCGCCGGGGCCCCAGCCCAAGCAGCAGCAACAGCAGCCGUGGCUGCGUCAAGCGCCGCCUGAUGCGUGCGCUCCAUACCCCCACCAGCCGCCGUACCCGUCGCACACGGCACCGCCAUACCAGAAGUCUAACGCCCCUGCAGCGCAGCAGCAGCGCCCGCAGGACGGGCCUGAUGCGGCCGCCGCGGCAGGCGGCGGCCCGCACAUGCCGCAGCACCUGCAACGGACGUCCCCACUGCCCGUGCCCGGGGUGCCGGCGGGGGUUCCGGAGGUGGGCAUGCGCGGAGCCCUGGGGCCGCCGCAGCAGUACCCGCAGCAGCAGCAGCACCCGCAGCAGCAGCCGGCGCUUGGGCCCUAUUUGCCGCCGGCUCCGCAACAUCAGCAGUAUUCGCAGCAGCAGCAGCAGCAGCAGCAGCAGCAGCAGCAGCAGCAGCAGCAGCAGCAGCAGCAGGAGUCCGCCGCCCCUGCUGAAUCGGGUGCCGUCUGGGCGCCGGCCCAGCCGCCGUACGAACAACAGCAGCCGCAGCCGCAAGUGCUGCCGCUGCAGCCCCUGCCGCCGCAGCAGCAGCACCACCUGCAGCAACAGGCGAUGCAAGGCCCACAACCGCACAGCUACCAGGCCCAGGCCCAGCCACAGCAGCAGGCGCAGCAGCAGCAGCAGCAGCAGCAGCAGCCUGCUGGUGGCGUGCUGGGCGCCACCGGUGGCAUGGAUGGCGGUGGCGGUGGCGGUGGCGGUGGCGGUGGCGGUGGCGGUGGCGGUGGCGGUGGCGGUGGCGGUGGCGGUGGCGGUGGCGGUGGCGGUGGCAGCACCGACACCGAGCCCGGCAGAGCUCUGCCGCCGGCGCACGCCUACAGCAGUGGAGCGCCUGCGCCUGCUGCUGGCGUGGCUGCUGAGUCCGCGGCUGUGCCGUCUGCUGCUACUGCAGGUGCUGCGGCUGCGGCUAUGGCUGCGGCUGGUGCUGCUGCGGCGGCUACAGCUGGUGCUACAGCUGGCGUCACAGCAGCUGGUGGCGGCCUUGACUUUGGCAGCUACAUCAAUCCUGGCGGGCCCGGUGCCGCCGGCGACCUUCAUCCUGGCGGCGGCGGCGGCGGCGGCGGCGGUGGGCUGCAGAGUCAGCGCCAGAGCAUGUGCACGGCGGCGCUUGAAGGCUUCAUUGACCAGGAGCUACUUGCCCUCUCGCCGGACGUGCUGGACCGGUUCGCUGAGUCAGCAGCCACAGACCUGCUGCCCUUCGUCACCUAGCCCCAAUAGCCCCUACGGCACCUGCGGGCAUAAGCGGCUGCUGGUGUGUGUGUGUGUGUGCACCAGGAGCGAGUGGCGCAGCUAUCCGGCGCCAUGCACCCGGCGUCACGCUUUUGCGGUGGGGCGGAGCGAGUGGCAGUGGCGGUGGCGACACAACAUCCGGUGGCGACACAACAUCCGGCGCCAUGCCGUCUCGGUGCCGCAUAUGUGCUUUCCUGUUUGUUCAUGUUACCGUAUCCUGUCCGCCUGUAGACUGUGCAUCUGCGGUGUGGUGAUGUGUUCCGUUAACACAUUUUGGUAGUUAUGCAAGGGUUCACCACUACCCCACGGCUGCUAGAAUCCCAAAGGCUUCACUAUGAAUGCAUGAGUGGUGACUGUGCUGUGUUCCAGGUUUUCAGUAGUCGAUGGAAUAUGAGCUUAUGCCUAAAGUAGGGGCAAACAAGUGCGGCAUUGCUGUACAUACUAGUUAUUUUUGGUUGGAGCGGCCCAUGGGCCAUGGGAUGUGGCGUGUGUGCGUGCGUGCGUGCGUGUGUGCGUGCGUGCGUGCGUGCGUGCGUGCGUGCGUGCGUGCGUGCGUGCGUGCGUGCGUGUGUGCCUGGCUGCGUGCGUGCGUGCGUGCGUGCGUGCCUGGCUGCAUGCGUGCAUGCGUGUGUGCCUGGCUGCGUGCGUGCGUGCGUGUGUGCCUGGCUGCGUGCGUGCAUGCGUGCGUGCGUGCAUGCGUGUGUGCCUGGCUGCGUGCGUGCGUGCGUGCGUGCGUGCGUGCGUGCGUGCCUGGCUGCAUGCGUGCAUGCGUGUGUGCCUGGCUGCGUGCGUGCGUGCGUGUGUGCCUGACUGCGCGCGUGCGUGUGUGCCUGGCUGCGUGCGUGCAUUCGUGCGUAAACAAUGCGGCAGCUGCUCCCAACAUGCAUGGACCUGGCUAUAAGGGAUGGCGGAUAAAGACUAACCUCUAAAAGGCAUGCGCAAUUACAGAAAUGCUUAUCCUGUGUGGCAUCCUUAGCGUGUGGCGCGAGCGCUGUUUAAUUUGGGUGAGCACGGAUUUGGAGGUGCGUGCCGGCUUGGGCCGCAUGCGCUGUUAGCUAGUGCGGGCCCCGGGGGGCAAGGGGGCUGGAGACCGAGACGGAGAGAUGGAUGCACAUGCACCCGUGAAGGAGCGGGUCCGGAGACCCGCACUUGCCCUGUUGUCACGGCGGCCAGGGCGGCAUGCCAGUUCCUGCAUCAGCAGGCUCCUGUGCCGUGGCCCCUGGUCGCCCGGUCCAAUUGCAUGGCGCGACUACACACGUGUGCGGCGUUGCGGGGUUCCCCGAUACGGAAAGGCUGCUGUGGGUGGAGUGGGCGGGGGCGGCGGGGGCAACGCUGUCGGCUGCGGGUGAGCAGUUGGCAGGCCGCUGUUGGAAAGGCGCGGCCCUUACUUGUUGCGUUCUUACACACUGGCUUGUGUGAUGAGCGAACCGUUGUGGUCACUGCUCCCGCAGAACAUUGGGCUGCAGGUGCGUUCUGUGGGUGCGCCUGGCGCCGCCGGGCCUCCUGGACGACUCCCUACCUCGCCUGUUUGGAGAGCUUACUUGGUCUAUAUAUUUCCCUCUCGUGCACUGCGGCGGCCCAUUGUUGUUUUCCGGGCAAUUUCAUGUCGCAAAGAUGCAUACGCAUUCCCGCAAGCGGCAUCGCACGGCCUUCUGUCCAUGCGCUCUAGUGCUUGGUUGUACUAGAUUGUUGGGGAGCGCCCAGUGAUCCGGAGGACAUGCAUUCUUUGAAGAACAUACUAAGUGUGACUUCGUACCGACACAUUGCGGGGGGCUAUUGCGAGCGGCGAGGCCGCGCUUGGCUGGGGUGGCGGCGGCGCCCACGGUGUGUCACGCAUGGUGAUGAGGACAUUGAACCGGAGAUGAAAGGGCUUCCAUGUCUGUGAUUCAUAUCUGCUCUGCGAUGUUGUGGUGGUGGUGGUGGUGCUGCUGGUGAUGCAGCCUGGAGCUUGCGUACAGCAUGUCAAGCUCCGUGCGUGAUUCACUUGCCCUUACGUGGCCAACUGGCCAUGCUUUUUAGAGCUUCGGCGGUGUCCUGAUUCUUUAUGCAUGGCGGGCCGUGCCUGUACGAACCCACCCCGGCUAUGUCCGGGAGAUGAGGUAGACGCUCGCGGUCUCAGACUGGAGACGUGGCGUGGGUUUGGCCCUUGUCCGUGGGCUUGGCCCACUUUUCCCCAAUCAAGGUGGACGUUACCCCAGGCGGUUCGAUUGACUGGCUGGAGGUCGAAAGCGCUAGCUUAAAGUGACCUACAAGAUGGUUGUGGUGCAGCGGGAACACAGUCCGCCAACGCAGCGUGUAAACAAGCAAUUGC
Molecule: messenger RNA, 9207 nt
Organism: Chlamydomonas reinhardtii
Lineage: Eukaryota; Viridiplantae; Chlorophyta; Chlorophyceae; Chlamydomonadales; Chlamydomonadaceae
Exons: 8
Coding region: 111-6875 (2254 amino acids)
Source: RefSeq, a predicted model, not a curated record